GAUUGUUGAUGUUGUAAUUGUGUAGAUUGUUGCUCUAUUAUAGCUAUUAGUACCUUUGCAGUUAUGGCUGCACUGUCAAGACGAUUGCUCUUAGUUACACGGCCUGUGGCUGCUAGCUGCAGAUCAAUAACAUGCAGCAGCUCUUCUCGAGCUUGGUGGACUACUCCGCAGGCAGUGAAGCCUCUCACAGAUGUUCCUGCACGAAUGAAGGGAAAAGCAAAGAAGUCCCAUGUUACGCAAGUAGAUGAAAGCAUCUUGGAGGGUCAUGUGAAUGUUGAGGUGCUAAAGAAAUCUAUGCAGACAGCAGUAGAUGCCUUGGAAUGGCAGUUCAACAAGUCGAUCACACUUCGCCCAACCAUUGCGCUGUUGGACUUUGUCAAGAUCGUGAUCGCCGGCAAGCAACGACGCAUCAAGGAUCUUGCCCAGCUCUCGCAGCAAAAGGACGGCUUCAUCGUCAACUGCACGCAAAACCCAGAGGCGUUGCAAGUUAUUCAAGAUGCAGUGAACGACUCCGACCUGGGCCUAUCUGCCAUCGCGUCCGGCAAGAACACGAUACGUGUUCCGAUACCAAAGGUGACUGGAGAGCUGCGAGCAAGACUGGCCAGAAUGGCAAAGGAAGCUGCUGAAAAGGCACGGGUGGGCAUUCGCCGAACACGUGGAAAUGGCAUCAACGACGCCAGACGCCUGCAACAAGUCUCUUCUGACGACAUCCGCAGCUUCGAGAAACAGAUCGACCUCAUCUCUAGACUGUAUCUGGAUCGAGUGGACGCAAUGCUGAAGGCAAAGGAUGCAGAACUGCUCAAGUGAUGACCUGAACGACAGGGCCAGGGUACCGUGUCGGCCAAGCUGCUAUAGCAGAGGCUUGUGUAGCGCCUGCGCCAUGCUAAAAAAGAGAACUGUCAAAACUCGGCAAUAGCCUCACCAGCAGGAUGUUCUUGUUCAACUGCCUUCAUUCAAGAUGUGCUUCGUGUGCCUAGCAAACUAGACCAGCCACUCAGUGCUGUAACACUGCACUACCGGCUGUGUCACUCUCACCGCAUCUCUACAGUACACGUGAUAGUACAAGACUACUGAUUGCUGCAUUGCAAUAAGUGUCGUUGACAACUCAACUGUGCAGGGAUAAAGCAGCUGCAAACAGGGAAAUUAUAGGACUGUACAGAGAAUGUGUGCGUGAGCAUCUUGAUCAUUUAGUAAUAUUUACAUUGACUGAUGUUCAGUAUGUACAUUGUGAAUAGCGGUGACGGCAUGAAUUGAAGAAGCGCUGUGCAGAAUUUUUAACAUGUACACUAGUUACCUUUAUUCAUUGAGUAAAUUCUGAAUAUGCUGAGCUAUGUACAAUGAUCACCGGGGAGUACUCCCUGAUGACAACUAUCCUACAACGUGCUGUGCUGUAUACUUCUGGCAUCCAUUGGUUUUCAGUGGCUUUUCAGGGCUUGCCGAGACCUACAUAGCUUCACCUUCACCUUCCUCCUCCUGUGCAAGAACAAUCCAAGAUAGUAAUAGAAUACUAUUGUCACAGUC
Sycon ciliatum is the source of this 1521-nucleotide messenger RNA. RefSeq names its product ribosome-recycling factor-like. NCBI's taxonomy places the organism in Eukaryota, Metazoa, Porifera, Calcarea, Leucosolenida, Sycettidae. The record is from RefSeq and is a predicted model, not a curated record. The transcript is spliced from 6 exons. Gene Ontology annotation, cellular component: mitochondrion. The coding region runs from base 64 to 807 and encodes 247 amino acids. Gene Ontology annotation, molecular function: ribosomal large subunit binding. Gene Ontology annotation, biological process: translation.